CAAUGACAAAGUGGUGUGCCGGAAACUUCGUGCUCCAUUUUAAGAGUGCAUUAACGAUCCUCUAAUUCGUUUAAUAAAUUGUAUAAACUUUUUCGAUGCAAUUUACAAGGACCGCAAAGAGAAGAGGAAACUGUGGAAUAUGUUUUUAAUUAAAAGUUUCAAGUAUUUUGAACUUUAAACUCGGUUUUUUCGAGACUUAACCUCAAAUUUGUGGCCUAACCUUAAAGUCAAAACACAACAAAUGGGCAAAUUUUUGGAGAUCAGCAGAAAUCUGUCGAAUGCUGUGAGAUCUCGACGAAGAGUCGUAAUUACGGGAAUCGGAAUUAUUUCCCCUUUAGGAUGCGGAGUUCAAAAUGCGUGGAAGGCUCUUCUCGAUGGAAAAUGUGGAAUUGUAAAACUUGAGGAUCCGGAUUACGAAAAAUUACCUUGCAAAAUUGGGGCUCUCGUUCCAAAAGGAACUCAGCCACACGAGUUGGACCUAAAUUCGAAAUUUUCGAAAAGUGAGCUCAGAACAAUGUGUCCUGCAACUGCAUACGCAUUAAUUGCAGCCGAAGAAGCUUUAAAUGAUGCAAAAUGGAAGCCGGUGAAUGAGGAUGAUAAAAGAGACACUGGAGUUGCAGUUGGCGUUGGAAUGAUAGAUUUGGUCGACGUUUGCUCGAUGUACGAGACUUUAAAAAAAAGUUACAGCAAAGUCAGUCCAUAUUUUGUUCCCAGGAUUUUACCGAAUAUGGCUUCCGGGCAAAUCAGCAUUAAGUAUGGAUUUCGAGGACCAAAUCACUGCGUCUCAACGGCUUGCGCCACUGGAGCUCAUUCUAUUGGCGAUGCUUUUCGGUUCGUCCGAGGAGGCGAGACAAAUGUUAUGGUAUGUGGAGCAGCAGAAGCUUGCAUCUCGCCUUUGGCAAUUGCAGCUUUUUGUCGUCUACGGGCUCUCAGCACAUCGCGGAACGAUUUUCCGCAGGAAGCUUCGCGUCCUUUCGACGAAAGUCGCGACGGUUUUGUGAUGGGUGAAGGUUCCGCAAUUCUAGUCCUGGAGGAUUUAAAUCACGCUCUGGAAAGAAAAGCACCAAUCUACGCUGAAAUUCUUGGCUACGGACUUUCAGGAGACGCGGCACAUUUAACAGCACCGAGUGAGGAUGGAACAGGAGCUAUUUUAGCGAUGGACAGAGCGUUAAAAGACGCCGGGAUUGACACAUCCGAAAUCACCUUUGUAAAUGCCCACGCAACCUCGACGCCUCUUGGUGAUUCGAUAGAAUUGAAGGCGAUUCAGUCGCUCUUUGGGGAGCAGAGUAAAAAUGUCUUCGUCUCGAGUACGAAAGGCGCUCACGGCCAUCUCUUGGGAGCUGCCGGAAAUCUCGAAUCGGCCUUCACAAUUUUGGCGCUAAAGGAAGGCGUCAUUCCUCCAACUAUUAAUCUCCAAAAUUUGAAUAUCGAGACUGAUCUGAAUUUGGUGCCACAGGUGAAAAAAGAAUGGAAAACGACGAAGAGGAGAGUUGCUUUGAAAAAUGCCUUCGGAUUCGGAGGCACAAAUGCGUGUCUUUGUUUCGCAGAAUAUAGAGAAUAGAUUAACUGAUAAAAAGACUGAUAAUUUUAUAAUAAAAAGGGGAGUUCCAAAGUAAAAUUGUGAAAUUUCUAGGACCGGAUUUGACCCGGGUUCGUAGAGGGAGGGUUGCGGGUUCGAUUCCUUCUGCAUACCGUUUUUUUUCUUCGCAUUUUAUUUAAUAAAAUGUUUGAGUAUUUAAUUCCUGCUUUAAUUCUUUUUAUAUU
Belonocnema kinseyi is the source of this 1764-nucleotide messenger RNA. Its product is annotated as 3-oxoacyl-[acyl-carrier-protein] synthase, mitochondrial. The transcript has 4 exons. Gene Ontology annotation, molecular function: 3-oxoacyl-[acyl-carrier-protein] synthase activity. Gene Ontology annotation, biological process: fatty acid biosynthetic process. The record is from RefSeq and is a predicted model, not a curated record. Lineage: Eukaryota; Metazoa; Arthropoda; Insecta; Hymenoptera; Cynipidae. Bases 242 to 1561 code for a protein of 439 amino acids.